CCGACCAUGCUCCGCCUUUCCGCCUGCAUUAUCGCCAUCGCCGCGUGCGAGCUCGCCGCCGCCCGCGGCCUCGAGGAGUACGAGCCCUGCCUCGACAAGGCGGAGGGCGAUUCUUGCACCCUCUGCUCGCCGUCGGACGACGACUGCAUCGAGACGAUGGUGGUCAAGGUGUGCGUGGAGGGCGAGUGCACCGGCGUGUCGACGCCGACUGACGACGAGGAGGAGGAGGAGGCUGCGGGCACUUGCGAGUGCGGCUGGACGAGCACCUAUCCCUGCCCCGGCACGCCGAGGCGCUGGUGGCAGAGGUUCGCCGCUGACGACGGCUCCGCCUGCUUCAACUACUGCUGCCCCAAGCCCCCUCCGUCCGCGCCACCCGCACCUCCCGCGCCUCCGCCCACGCCGCCCUUCGUCUGCGAGACGGGCUGCGCGUGGACCGACCUCCACCCCUGCCCCGGCACGCCCAAGAAGUUCUGGCAGACCUAUGCGACCGAUGACGGCACAGACUGCUUCAACGCGUGCUGCCCCAAGUCGCCGCCAUCGCCGCCUGCGCCUCCGCCGCCGCCAGCGCCUGCGCCGCCCCCUUCGAUCGCCGUCUCCUUGCUGGCCCUUAUCCAGGCCGUCUUCCGCGACCUUCCCGGCCUGCUCGAAGCGCUCGGUGUGGGCAGCGCCGCCGAAGCGGUUGCCCUCGUCACGCAGAGCUGCUCCUGAGCGCCGCGCGGGGUGCUCUCUGUCGAUAGGUGUAUUACCUCUCUCCACUCCGAGUGUACGUACAGGCCCGCCACGGGCAGGCUUACGUGAGGUCCCGCCGCCGCGAGCCGGUGUAGAGUCGUGUAAGGUGUCGUCCUGCAGAGCGGUGUGCAGUCGAGUCCUGGGCAGCGGCAUGGGGGCGACCGUGGGGUCGGAGCGCGCAGGCUGAAGGGCGCACACAAGCGAGCGCACAGCUGCUCCGCCGCAGACGCGAGAGAAUAUUGGAAGUAAUGACACAACCUUAAAAACG
This is a messenger RNA of Emiliania huxleyi CCMP1516, 997 nucleotides long. RefSeq lists its product as hypothetical. The record is from RefSeq and is a predicted model, not a curated record. NCBI's taxonomy places the organism in Eukaryota, Haptophyta, Isochrysidales, Noelaerhabdaceae. The transcript has 2 exons. The coding region runs from base 7 to 708 and encodes 233 amino acids.